Molecule: messenger RNA, 11463 nt
Organism: Sciurus carolinensis (gray squirrel)
Lineage: Eukaryota; Metazoa; Chordata; Mammalia; Rodentia; Sciuridae
Gene: Setx
Product: senataxin
Exons: 26
Coding region: 736-8829 (2697 amino acids)
Biological process (GO): termination of RNA polymerase II transcription
Cellular component (GO): nuclear body
Molecular function (GO): transcription termination site sequence-specific DNA binding; 5'-3' DNA helicase activity
Source: RefSeq, a predicted model, not a curated record
UUCCCCGGCCCGGGUCCCGUUCUGCCGGCGCCCGCUGCUCAGGCUCGGACUGGCGCUGACCCCACAGGUCCGUCGCAGCGCCCGCACACGGCGCGAGUCGCAGCGCGGGGUUCUCGGCCGCGCUUCCCGGCGCGGACAACGGGGCGCCUCCGCGGGCUCGCAGCGAGCCACGCGCCUCUGCCCAGAGCUCACGAAGCACCGCCAGGCGCGCCCAGAGCUCCCGAGGGCGGAGACCCGCCUCCCGCACGCACAACCUGCGCUCGGCCCAGCCGGCGCGGCCGCAGCUCCUCCGCAGCUCCUCCGCUGGGCCUCGUCGUGGCGCGCGCGCCGGGUCCAGCACUAGGAGAAACGGGUCAGGCGCAGGACGGGCUUGGAGUGACGCGCGGGAUUGGUGUGACGCGGGGUAAAGCGAGCCGACUCGCCCGCCGACGCCGCCUCAAUCAGGCGCUCGCGAGAGCCUGCGGCGCCCGCCCUCUCCGGGCACUCGAGGUCUGCGUCCGCCCCGGUGCCGCGUUCAAGUGAGAGCAUGUUUUAGGUUUCCAAAGGAAGACCGAAGGGAAGGAAACAUUCCUCCGCCGUCCGCAUCGCCCCUCCCGAAACACCUGAAGCGUUGAAAGCAAGCGCGAAACGGAAACGGCGCGAGGUAGGCGCCGAAUCAGCCCGGGGCUGGCUAGGCGCGUGGAGAGCCGCCCCACCUAAGAAAUGUUUGGGGGGCCAAAAUCUGAAUAUAUAUGAAUGAAAAUCGUCAGUCAUUCACAGAUAAGCCAAGCAGUCUCAACUGAGGAUCACAUCUCUGCACGCUUUUUGCCAAGGUACAGAAUGAGCACAUGUUGUUGGUGUACACCAGGUGGUGUUUCCACCAUUGACUUCCUCAAGUGCUAUGCAUCCAGGACCCUUUCCAGUGAAUUCCAGACAGCUGAUGAAGACCUCUGCUACUGCUUAGAAUGCGUAGCUGAAUACCACAAAGCAAGAGAUGAAUUGCCAUUCUUGCAUGAGGUCUUAUGGGAAUUAGAAACUUUACGUCUCAUAAACCACUUUGAAAAAUCCAUGAAGGCAGAAAUUGGAGAUGAUGAUGAAUUAUAUAUACUGGACAACAAUGGAGAGGCACAGCCAUUUGACUUCACUGGCCAAGACUUUGAAAAUAAGCUUCGAGUUCCUCUUCUUGAAAUACUGAAAUACCCUUAUCUGCUUCUACAUGAGCGUGUUAAUGAAUUAUGUGUUGAAGCACUUUGUCGAAUGGAACAAGCCAAUUGCUCCUUUCAGGUUUUUGACAAACAUCCAGGGAUCUAUUUAUUUUUGGUCCAUCCCAAUGAAAUGGUUCGGCGUUGGGCUAUCUUGACUGCAAGAAACUUGGGAAAAGUGGACAGAGAUGAUUAUUAUGACUUACAGGAGGUUUUAACUUGCCUCUUCAAAGUCAUAGAGUUGGGGCUUUUAGAAAGUCCAGACAUCUAUACUUCUUCUGUUCUUGAAAAGGGUAAACUGAUUCUUCUGCCUUCACACAUGUAUGAUACUACCAACUAUAAAAACUACUGGUUAGGCAUUUGCAUGUUGCUGACCAUUCUUGAAGAGCAAGCCAUGGACUCGCUGUUAUUGGGCUCAGACAAGCAAAACGACUUUAUGCAAUCAAUCCUUCACACCAUGGAGAGGCAAUCAGAUGAUGAUAGUGUGGAUCCUUUCUGGCCAGCCUUACACUGUUUCAUGGUGAUCCUGGAUCGCCUUGGAUCUAAGGUAUGGGGUCAACUAAUUGAUCCCAUUGAGGCAUUUCAAACCAUUAUCAACAACGGGAGCUACAAUAGGGAGAUAAAAAAUAUACGGAACAGCUCUAUAAGGACCAAGUUAGAACCAGACUCAUAUUUGGAUGAUAUGGUGACUUGCAGCCAGAUUGUAUACAAUUAUAAUCCUGAAAAGGCCAAAAAGGAUUCAGGGUGGAGAUCAGCCAUUUGUCCAGAUUAUUGUCCUAACAUGUAUGAAGAAAUGGAAACAUUAGCCAAUGUACUGCAGUCAGACAUUGGUCAAGACAUGCGUGUCCACAACAGCACAUUUCUGUGGUUCAUACCUUUUGUUCAGUCCCUCAUGGAUCUUAAGGACUUGGGUGUGGCUUACAUAGUAGAGGUUAUUCAUCAUCUGUACUCUGAAGUCAAAGAUGUCCUCAACCAAACAGAUGCAGUGUGUGACAAAGUCACUGAAUUUUUUCUUCUAAUUUUGGUGUCAGUAAUUGAACUGCAUAGAAAUAAAAAGUGUUUGCAUUUGCUGUGGGUUAGCUCCCAGCAGUGGGUGGAAGCUGUUGUAAAAUGUGCCAAGCUCCCUACCACUGCAUUUGCACGGAGUACAGAGAAAUCAUCUGGAAAUUGCUCCAAAGGAACAGCAAUGAUAUCGUCCCUGUCAUUGCAUUCAGUGCCAUCUAACUCUGUACAGCUUGCUUGUGUGCUACUGAUAAGGAGUCUUCUGAAAGAAGGGUACCAACUUGGGCAGCAGACUCUUUGUAAAAGGUUCCUGGAUAAGCUGAACUUAUUCCUUCGAGGAAAUUUGUCUCUAGGUUGGCAGUUGACUAGUCAGGAAACCCAUGAGUUACAAACAUGUUUAAAACAAAUUAUUAGAAACAUAAAAGUCAAAGUACCUCAGUGUAGCACUUUUGUGGAUCUGACUCCAUGUAAAACCCCACCUGCAUUUUUUAAAGAAGAAAGUGAACAGAUAGAGAAGUCUAAGAAGGACAUGCUUUGUCUGGAAAAUUCCAGCCCAACAUUUUCUAAAGAGCCGAUGAAAAUUGACACACAUCAAGUGCAAGAGAGUAUAUUGAUUAAAGCCAGUAGUACUGUAGAAGAUGAGGGUCAUGAGCAGAAUUACAUAAAGGACUUGAAUAUGGAAGACAAUCUCUCAGCUGAGUCACGCUUACAGCAGUGCAGCAAAAGCCUGUUUGCUGAAAGAGCUCUAAACCAAAGUAAAGUGAGCAAAGGGGUACAGAAGCCUGUGAAGGAGAGCUCUCAUAUGCCACAGAGCUGUCCUUCAAGAAAUGGGCCAGACAGGGCCUGUAGCCGAGGAAUCAUCAAGUCAACACGUUCACUGACUGAUUCCUGCACUGAUUGUCUGUCAAAGGUAACCACAUCAAAUGAGGAUUUCUCUUUAAAGGAUGAUGUUCUUGGUAAAACCGCAAAACCAAAAUCUAAGGCACAGAAAGAGGAAAUCUGUGCAAAGUUAUCACAUGUCAUAAAGAAGCAACACAGGAAAAGUACUUUGGUCAGUGAUGCUAUCAGUUUAGAGGAAAAUCUGACUGCAUCUAGCAUGGAGACUUUCUAUUCAAGGAAAGAUGCAGGAGUCCAGAAAGGGGAUAGCUUCACACAUGAUCUAUCUUUAAACCCUAAUGGUAUUCCAGAUGAUGAAAAUGGAGAACAAAAAUCCCAAAACAGUUUAUUACUGAAAAAGAAACACUUAAAGAGCGAAGAGUUGGGUAUGUUCUCUUAUGAAAAUAAUUGCAAAGUGCAGGACUGUUACGCUAAUGAUAAAGAUUUGGUCUCAUUUACAGAAAUGACCAAUACUUUGGUGAAGAAAACAUCUCCCUUUAAAGAUCCUGUGACUAUACUUAAAUCAAGAGAUAAGGAUGUGAAUAAGAGUGUGGAUCUGAUUUCAUCUAACUUGGUAAGAGAACAUGUCCCUGGCAUCAGUCCUAAGUCUGACACUUUAACAGAUUCUCAAGUGGACAGAGACCUCCACAAAUUAUCUUUAAUAGCUCAAGCCAGUGUUAUUAAGUUUCCUUCAGAUUCAACUCUAAAAAGUACAUCCCAGCUGCAGAGAAGAGUAAAAGACGAUAAAAGAUUUUUCUCAGCUAACCAAAAUAAUGUUGUGGAUACAUGCCAUGGACAAGUUAUUGUUAUUUCAGAUUCUGAUGAUGAUGAUGAUGAGAGAAUUCUUGGUUUUGAAAAACACAUUGAACAGGACAAAGUAUCCAUUGAGAAAGAACAUACCAGGCAGCACGAUUCAAUAGUUACUACUACUGUAGAAAAGAAGCUUAUAAAGGAAGAAAAAACAAACUCCCUUUUGCAGUUUGAGGAAUCUGAUUCUCAGUUUUUUGAGUUUGAAAGUCCAUCUGAAGUGUUUUCAGUAUGGCAAGAUCAUAAAGUGGACAAUAAUUCAGUUCAGGAGACUGAGAAAAGUUCCUGUGUGACUUACGUAGCUGACAGCACAAAUAAUUGGGGUUAUGGUACAGAAUAUGCAUCUGAAGAGGCUAUUCCCAGAGUAGUGGAGAGUGUCGAAGAGCACCUAGAGCCACACAGUAGCAGCACUUCCAUGGAGGAUCUUCGUGAAAUCGAAGUUAAAAAGUCUAAGAGAAAACGAUUUGAAAAACCUGUGUUGGAAGAUCCUCUCAGACCUUCGUCAUCUGUCAGAAAUGAGGACCGGUCUGAUGUUCUUAAUGAGCGAGAUCUUACUGAAAAUGAUGUACAAAGUACAGACGUAAGGACUGUAACUCCCAGUUCAAGUGUUCAGAGGGCCACGGCGGUUUCACUAAAAAAGUCACCAAAGCUUCGAACUUACUCAAAACCCAUUAGGAGAGUCCCAGUUUCUAAAACAAAGAAAACACAUUCAGAUGCCAAAAAAGGGCAGAAUAAAAGUUCACAUUACCUAAGUUGUAGGACAACUCCUGCUGUAGUUCCACCAAAGAAAUUUCGCCAGUGUCCUGAACCAACUUCAACAGUUGAGAAGCUUGGUCUGAAAAAAGCUCCUCGGAAGGCCUUUGAGUUGUCCCAGCGAUCUUUAGAGUAUUUAGUUCAGUUACGCGAUCAUGGCAAAACUGUCGGAGUAGUUGACACCCAAAAAAAGACCAAAUUAAUUUCUCCUCACACUCUUUCUGUUAAAAAUAAUAAGAAACUGCAGACAAGUCAGGGUCCUCAGUCACCAAGGCAGGUGAGACCUAAAUCACAACAAAACAGACAAGAAUUUUUUGAUUAUGAAAGUAUGGAUGCUCCAAGGGCAGGGACACGUAAAGCACAGCAUUCUGACAUACUUGCACCAGAGUCUGAGAGGUUGGAUUUUAAAGGAACCGAUGCACUUGCCAGCAGCAAUGAAAAACAGUUAAUAAAAGGCAUGUCUUCAGAACCAGAAACCAAAAAAGCAAAGUAUGUUUCCCAGGUAACAGAUGAUGCUUGUGUUUUGAACCAGUGCAAUUCUGGAGUGCUGAACGGAAGACUCACAACAAACGAAGGAAUGGUUUCUACAUCAGUGGACCCUUUAGGUGGAAGUGACCUUGCAGUGCAUCGUGUUGAAGCAGCAGCGCUGAAGGAGGUGGAGCCUGAGUCCAACAGCGAUGCAGAGGACGAUAACUUAUUUUUAACACAGAAUGAUCCUGAAGAUAUGGAUUUAUGUUCACAAAUGGAGAAUGGCAAUGAUAAGCUCAUUGAGUUGGUUCAUGGAAAAGAUACAGUUCAGAUAGAUGAAGAUUCUGUGAGUCGACCUCAGUUGGAAUCUCUGAGUGUCACAAAGUGUAAGUUCAAAGAUGGUGUUGAAAACAUGAAAAACCAGGGUGAAUGCUGCUCAGGACCCUCUGAAACCAAAGCAGAUGAAGAUGUGUUCCGGAAACCUGGCUUGCCUCUUUCUGCAGCCAAACCUUUAAGACCUUCCACCACUAAGGUUUUUAGUUCAAGUAGUACUUCUCGCAUUGCUAAUCUUUCCAGGUCUUUGGAAAAUGCUUCACUUCCAUCAGCUCUAAAAAAUAAAUCAAAUGGAGUACAGUCUAUUCUGAAAGUGCCACAGCCUGCUUCCCUGGUCCCUCAGAAGCCAGCAGGUGACGGGAAGGGUUUGUGUAAUGUUCUUCAUUCUCAGGCUCCAAAUAAUUCCAGCAAGCAAGGUUACAAACUUCCAUUUGGUGAAAGCAAAUCUUUUUCAGUUUCUUCUCCAGUAAAUAUUCUCUUGUCAUCACAGUCUAUCUCCGACACCUUUGUUAAAGAGGUCUUAAAAUGGAAAUAUGAAAUGUUUUUGAACUUUGAUCAGUGUGGGCCCCCAGCAAGUCUUUGUCAGUCCAUCUCAAGACCUGUACCUGUCACAUUUCAAGAUUGUGGAGAGUAUUUUAAUGUGUUUUUACCUUUGAUGAUAUUGAAUACUUUUGAAACAGUGGCACAGGAAUGGAUCAGCUCUCCAAACAAAGAAAAUUUCUUUCAGUUGCAUUUACGAAAAUUUCCAGCUGAUUAUAAGAAAACCUGGGAAUUUGUGGUUUAUCUGGAAGAAUGUGAACUGGCUAAACAGCUUCAUCCAAAGGAAAAUGAUUUGGUGUUUUUAGUUCCUGAGAGAGUAAAUGGAGAGAAAAAAGAUACAGAGAGAAACUGCUUGCAAGAUCCCCAGGAAUAUCACUGUGGUUAUGUUCAUAAAUUUCGCCGCACUUCAGUUGUUCGUAAUGGGAAAUCUGAGUGUUCCCUUUGCAUCCAGACUCAAGAUAACUUGCCAGCCAACUUAAAUGACCUUGUGAAAUGCAUUGUAAUCAGUUCUCUGGUAACUACACAAAGGAAAUUGAAAGCCAUGUCUCUGUUAAGUGGUCGGAAUCAACUAGCCAGAGCUGUUCUGAAUCCAAACCCCAUGGACUUUUGUACCAAAGAUUUACCAACUACGACGUCUGAGAGAAUUAUUGCCUACUUAAGAGAUUUCAAUGAAGACCAAAAGAAAGCAAUAGAAACUGCAUAUGCCAUGGUGAAACACUCACCAUCAUUUGCCAAAAUCUGUCUGAUUCAUGGACCACCUGGCACAGGAAAAUCAAAAACCAUUGUUGGCCUCCUUUACCGCUUACUGACAGAGAACCAGAGGAGGGGGCAUUCAGAUGAAAAUUCCAAUGCCAAAAUCAAGCAGAACCGUGUCCUUGUGUGUGCACCUUCCAAUGCAGCUGUUGAUGAGCUCAUGAAAAAGAUCAUCCUCGAGUUCAAAGAAAAAUGCAAAGAUAAGAAGAAUCCUUUGGGAAACUGUGGUGAUAUUAAUUUAGUACGAUUGGGUCCAGAAAAGUCUAUUAAUAAUGAGGUCCUGAAAUUCAGUCUGGACAGCCAAGUCAACCACAGAAUGAAAAAAGACUUACCUUCUCACGUUCAGGAGAUGCAUAGAAGAAAGGAGUAUCUAGAUCAUCAGCUAGAUGAGCUUUCACGUCAGCGAGCUCUGUGCCGAGGUGGACGGGAAAUACAGAGGCAAGAAUUAGAUGAAAAAAUUGCCAGAGUUUCAAAAGAAAGGCAAGAACUUGCUUCUAAAAUUAAAGAGGUUCAAGGGCGCCCACAGAAAACACAGAGCAUCAUUAUCUUGGAGUCCCAUGUCAUCUGCUGCACUCUGAGCACGAGCGGGGGUCUGCUGCUGGAGUCUGCUUUCCGAGGGCAGGGGGGUGUUCCCUUCAGUUGUGUCAUUGUUGAUGAGGCCGGGCAGUCUUGUGAAGUGGAGACUCUCACGCCACUCAUUCACCGCUGCAACAAGCUCAUUCUGGUGGGCGAUCCCAAGCAGCUCCCUCCCACGGUCAUUUCCAUGAAAGCACAGGAGUAUGGCUACGACCAGUCAAUGAUGGCUCGCUUCUACAAACUGCUGGAGGAGAAGGUAGAGCAGAAUGUGAUUGGCAGACUGCCAAUUUUACAGCUCACUAUUCAGUACAGGAUGCAUCCAGAUAUAUGUCUCUUCCCUUCUAAUUAUGUUUAUAACAGAAGUUUGAAAACAAAUAGGCUGACUGAAACCAACCGAUGUUCAUCAGACUGGCCAUUUCAACCUUAUCUUGUGUUUGAUGUUGGAGAUGGUUCAGAAAGACGGGAUAAUGACUCAUAUGUAAAUGUUCAAGAAAUAAAAUUGGUGAUGGAAAUAAUUAGACUUAUUAAAGACAAAAGAAGAGAUGUCACUUUUCGAAACAUUGGCAUUAUAACCCAUUACAAGGCUCAGAAGACAAUGAUUCAGAAGGAUUUGGACAAAGAAUUUGAUAGGAAAGGACCAGCAGAAGUGGAUACUGUGGACGCCUUCCAGGGUCGUCAGAAGGAUUGUGUCAUUGUUACAUGUGUCAGAGCAAAUGCCAUGCAGGGCUCAAUUGGAUUCCUGGCCAGUUUGCAGAGAUUGAAUGUCACCAUUACACGAGCCAAGUACAGCCUCUUCAUCCUCGGACAUCUGAGGACUCUGAUGGAAAACCAGCAUUGGAAUCACCUGAUUCAGGAUGCUCAGAAGCGUGGUGCCAUCAUUAAGACCUGUGACAAAAACUAUAGACAUGAUGCAAUGAAGAUUCUGAAACUCAAGCCUGUGCUACAGAGAAGUCUGACCCACCCACCUACCAUCGCCCCUGAGGUGUCCCGACCCCAAGGCGGCUUGCCUAGCAGCAAGCUAGACAGUGAAUUUGCCAAGACGUCUUUUGCAUCUUCUGUAUACCACACGCCUUCUGACUCCAGGGAAGCUGCUGUUACUUCAAAAGACCCUGAAAGGCCGCCUCUUCAGGACCGACUUCGGGACCCUCGGCUGCUGAGGAGAUUGGGUGCUGACGCCAAGGGGAAGUUCCUAAGAGAUCCACAACCCCUGAGCCCCCAGCAUCCUGGAGCAACACCUCCCCUGGGAGAGCCAGGCUUUCCCAUCACUCACCAGGACCUGGGCAGUGCAGUGCCACUGCCUGCUGCUAAACUCCCCCCUCAGAGCAACCACACACCUCCUUUGCAGGGCGAGCCUCCAGCCGUGAGCUCGGAUGCUUCCACGAGUAAACGCAAAUGUGACCCGGAAGAGGGGCUCAGUCACAGGAGAGAGACCAGGGCUUUCAGUGAGGGGGAACAGGAGAAGCAUAGCUCUGUCGCAUAUCACACAAAGAGGAGACUGGAGAAAGAGGAGAGCUGUUCCAAGAAGAGGAAGCUUUCAUAGCAAAGCCAGGUGCCUGCACCACCAGCCACAGGUAGUAUUGCAGACUCGAGGCGACCAGCUGUAGGACCAUCCUGACAAGACCAUCUCUUCCUUAGAGAGGAGGCUGUGCUGUUGGAGAACACGAGAGUGCAUCCUAACACCUGAGCCUUUGGUCGUCUUCAGUACUUCCUCUCAGUUGCAAAAGCUUUCGGAGGAUGUUUGUGUAUCUGUGAUAAUGUCCUUGAAGUCAGAGACUCAAAAUGUCAAUCUCCUGUUCUUCUGUAGAAAAGGAGGUCAGACUGGGGUGGAUGUUGUAAAAGUUGAAAUGUAUAUUUGUAUAGCAAAUAACAAAAUCCUUUUAAAAUUUAAUCUAGUAGGCCGCUUUUCUUUCCCCUGCUUAAAUGUUAAUCAUUUUUCAACAAAACAAACUUUAUACUGGGGGGCGGGAGGGUGGGGAGGGAGCAAGAGAGGAGACAGGUCCUUUCAGCCAUUGCUAUGGCAAGACAGGUUUCCUUACAGCUGAGGUGAUUUGGAAUAAUCUGAGUUAGUGCUAGUGGGUCAGAUGCCUCUAGCUCUAUUUAAAUAAAAACGACUGGAGUUUCCUGGGGACCUUCGGGAAUCAGUAAUGUUAGGUAAGGUUCUGCUUUUGUGGUGUGUGCAUUUUUAGACAAGGCACCUUGGCACAGGGUAUUAAAUAUCUGAUUGGUUCAUUGACCUGUUUUAGAGUGCAUGUAGUUCUCUGGCUGAAAUUCUUACACUUCUUGAACUACAAUAAUAAGAGAUGGAAGAAGUCCUUGAAGCACCUUUCAGAUGCACCAGCACACUGUGGUGGGUGUGGUUCCCGAAUUCUGAAUGAGGACUGGGCCGGCUGUGGAAGAACCAACUCAGGUUGCUUGCUGAGCUUUUGGAUUGCUAGGGACAUUUAACACUUCCCAGAGAAUCCCAGUCACCAGGCAGCUUGGUGACCACUGAGCAGGCUGAGUAGAGUAUUUCAGGCAGGAAAGAAACUAAGUAAAAAGAAAGGUAACGGGUUUAGAACUAGGAAGCCAGCAGACCGAUUUCCUGUGGGCUUCAGGAUGUCCAUGGGUGAAAGUGUGCUGUGUAGUUGGUGGCCUACUUCUGUGGAGCUGGUGGCAUCUGUGGGAGGAAAGUGGGGUGGCAGGAGGACUGGCUCAGGACUGGGAGGGAGGGCCAACUUUGUGCCUAAUUUUGUUCAAAUUUCUAAGGUUGUAUACCUGAUGGUUGUAAUAACCGAUCACUUAUAGCAAAUUCUGUGCAGCCCAUUAAUUAGCUAAUUUGGGGCAGGAAAACAAAUACCUGAAGAUAAAUGUGCACUAUUUGAAAUUUUCUUCAUCAUCUGCUUUUUCAGCAAAAAGGAUUUUGUGUUAGAAAUUGUACUGAUGCAUGUUUUAAAGAGCCUUGAAAAAACAGCUUUUGGUCGCCAAAAGUUGGAGUGUGCUAUUACAUUACCUGUUUUUUCCCACUGGUGCCUGGGCAUCUGACUACCGUCAGCGGAACGUUCCUGAACUCAGGGAGCUCAGCACCUUGAGCACUUAGGCCCCAGUUGGCCGCUGCCUCCAGUCUGUGAUGGGGGUCAGGCUGGGGUGUGCCCUCUACCUGGCUGCGGGCUCUGUAGGCUUCCUCCACACGCCUUUGUCAGGAAGCCUUCUUGUGACCUCAGUUAACUCUGCUAUUUUGAUAGUGCUUGAUUUAGCAGACUCUUAGGGGUGCCCACUUAGGUAGGGAGAUGACAAAAGUCAUUGGUGUCAGGACCUAUCCCAGGCUGCUCUUGUUGACACAUGAUUAUAAGAACUAAGUUUCCCUGCAAGUGCACCCUCAGCUCCACACUGGACGGCGUUCUUUCCAUUCAGGUUGAUCCCUGUUCUCAGGUUGUGGUUGUCUGUUGGGGCGCUGCUCAGAGGACAGUUACAUGAAAAUUGACAAGAACUGCAGCCUUUUUUCCUUCUUUCUUUUUUAUUUUUUUGUCGGGGGAGGGCUGCUGGGAUCUAACCCAGGACCUCGUGUGCUAGGCAAGUAAGUGCUCUGCCACUGAGCUGCUCUCCUGACCCCUGCAUCCUUUUUAGCAAACAAACCUGUGUCCUGUGACAACCUCUCUUCAGCAGAACACAUUGUACCUGACAUUGAAUUUGCAACUGUUAUUUGUUCCAGUUGGUAAAGCAUUUGCAGAAAGCAUUUGGCAUAUGUGCUGUGUGUCAUGGCAGUGUGCUGAACAGGGCUCUUUCUUGCAAGACUUUUAGGGGUGACCACUUAGGAGGUGACAAGUCACUGCCACGUCCUUGCGCAACAUGUCUUUUCAGUAUUGGUUAUUUCAAAAUGAAUAUAUUCUAUUUAAAAACUUGUUUUGCUUCUUUGUAUAUAUUUCCCUUAGAUUUAUUGUGCACAGUUCGUUUAGGUAUAUGUUUUGUGAAUUAUUGGGAGCAAAUUUGAUAAGUACUUGUGAAUAACCUGUAAAUUAGUUUUAUAAGAAAAAUGUACUAAACUAUUUUUUGAACUUAGUUGUGCAGAAUGACAAUUUUUUCCCUUUAGCUUUGACUUUCUAUGCUGUAUAUUCAUAGCUGGGAUUUGAAACAAUAGCCCUGUUCUCUUUGUUGAAAUCUAAAUUUUAAGAGAAAUAGGCAGAAUUAAAAGUGGAAA